UUGUUGUUGUUGUUGCAACGUUUGACAUAACAAGGCAUAGCUGUGUAAGUAGUGUAAUCUUUUGGGAUGCAUGUUUCUAUAUACUUUUUCCCCCCCGGGGGAUGGUCGGGUCCGUAUUGUUCUGAGAAAGGCAAACAGCUCAUGCAUUGUUGACAGCAUUUAUGUUUGCUGAGGAAAGGAAAGCUGCCGUUGCUCGAAUGUGUGCUGUGGACUGAAGGCAGUUGAUGCUCCCCAGUGGUCUUUGAUGGAAUCAGAACAUGGAAGCUGGGAAAGAAAUUGCACAGCAUUGCAGUGAGACGUUGGAGGAGUAGUGAUGCCCCAGCUCACCCUCAUUAGGACAGCGGCUUCAGUUCCUCAACUCUCCUCUUCAGACAGCCUUCCCUUAGGAGUGUCAAACCAGCAGCUCCUCUCUGCAAUUGUUGCCUCAAGAUCUGCUUCCAGACACCCAGAAUGGUUUCCAUUUGUGCUCUGAGUUUGGGGAGUAAGCCUGUAGUAUGAUAAGAUGUUCCAAGUUCCUUGUAGCUCUCUUCGGAAGAAAAUCCAGAGUGCUCUCUGCUCUGGCCGUAAGAACAGCCCUGUUUGACUUACACGUUGGUGCUGUGGCACUGGAAGAAUUGCACAUAGGCUCCAGGAGUUUCUUGUUUUCACUUGAGUGGUUAGUUCUCUGUGGAUGGAGAAACACUUGAGUCUUAAUUGUUCUGUGUUCAAGGUUUUCUCUAUAGUUGGAACUCUAUAGUCGGAACUCACUUCCCAAUGAGCUACCCAGCCAGUCCUUGUCAGGAGCUGGCUGAGAACUGUGCAGUACAUGCCACAGGAAUGGCACAGGAGGAGAGCCGUCGGAGUCAGGCGCCACCUGCCUUCUACCGUGGUGCCAGCCAGGAGCUUGACCUGUCCACCAAAGUGUACAAGAGGGAGUCUGGAAGCCCUUAUUCUGUGCUAGUGGACACCAAGAUGAGCAAACCGCAUCUCCACGAGACCGAGGAACAGCCAUAUUUCAGGGAGACAAGGGCGGUGUCUGAUGUGCACACUGUCAAGGAAGACCGGGAGAAUUCUGAUGACACGGAAGAGGAGGAGGAAGUCUCUUACAAAAGGGAGCAGAUCAUAGUGGAGGUAAACCUUAAUAACCAAACAUUAAAUGUAUCUAAAGGGGAAAAGGGUGUCUCUUCUCAGUCCAAAGAGACUCCUGUUCUUAAGACGAGCAGCGAGGAAGGAGAGGAAGAGAGUGAGGAGGCCACAGAUGACAGCAAUGACUACGGAGAGAACGAACGGCAGAAGAAAAAGGAGAAGCGCGCGGAGAAAGUCAGGGUUACACAAAGGCGAACCCGAAGAACUGCCUCUGUUGCCGCAGCUGCCACUUCCCCUACACCUCGCACAACUCGAGGCCGGAGGAAGAGUGCAGAGCUACCCAAGCGGAAGAAGCGGGCCACCAAGGAGCCCAAAGCGGCAGUCCAGAAAGCUAAGUGUGAAGAGAAGGAGACCCUGACCUGUGAGAAGUGCCCCAGGGUCUUCAACACUCGCUGGUACCUGGAGAAGCACAUGAACGUGACUCACAGGCGCAUGCAGAUCUGUGACAAAUGUGGCAAGAAGUUUGUCCUGGAAAGUGAGCUGUCCCUUCACCAGCAGACAGACUGUGAGAAAAACAUUCAGUGUGUUUCCUGUAACAAAUCCUUCAAGAAACUCUGGUCCCUUCAUGAACAUAUCAAGAUUGUUCACGGAUAUGCAGAAAAAAAAUUUGCCUGUGAGAUUUGUGAGAAGAAGUUCUAUACCAUGGCUCAUGUGCGGAAACACAUGGUUGCACACACAAAAGACAUGCCGUUUACAUGUGAAACCUGUGGAAAGUCUUUCAAGCGGAGCAUGUCACUCAAGGUGCACUCCUUGCAGCAUUCUGGAGAGAAACCCUUCAGAUGUGAGAACUGCGAUGAGAGGUUCCAGUACAAGUACCAGCUCCGCUCCCACAUGAGCAUCCACAUUGGGCACAAACAGUUUAUGUGCCAGUGGUGUGGCAAGGACUUCAACAUGAAGCAGUACUUUGAUGAACACAUGAAGACACACACUGGAGAGAAACCUUUUAUCUGUGAAAUCUGUGGCAAAAGCUUCACCAGUCGACCCAACAUGAAAAGGCACCGCCGAACUCACACAGGCGAGAAGCCUUACCCCUGUGACGUGUGUGGCCAGCGUUUCCGCUUCUCCAACAUGCUGAAGGCCCACAAGGAGAAGUGCUUCCGAGUGACCAGCCCAGUGAACGUGCCGCCCGCUGUCCAGAUCCCUCUGGCCUCAGCGCCCGCUGCUCCUGCUCCAGCUGUGGCCAGCACUCCCACGAGCCCAGCCCCUGCAGUCAGUAUGAACCCCGUGGGUGGCGCGCUUCCCUCCAGGCCCGUCCCACACCCUUUCUCACACCUGCACAUCCCCACACACCCUCACCAUGCGCACCACCUCCCCAUCCCACCCGUGCCUCACCUGCCCCCACCUCCAGCCCUCUUCAAGAGUGAGCCCCUAAACCACAGAGGCCAGAGUGAGGACACCUUCCUGAGGCACCUGGCAGAGAAGAACAACACUGCCCAGGCUCAGCAUCAUUAGCGCCAGCUGGAGUGACAUCCCCACGGUGAGUUGGCCGAAGGGGCGCAGCUGUGCCUCUCUGGGUUCUCCUUGUCUCCAUGGCCUCCUUCAGGACCUUCCCCAUUGUCCUGGCCGACCAUCAGACUGACCAGAGGGAGCCAACAAGAAUUCCGCCCUCACAACCAGGGGAACCACCAAACUAAAGCCCAAUUUGCUUGCAUUUUCUGAUGACUUUUAUAAAUUUCAGAUACUCAGACUGUGGGAUUUUAUAAUUUCAUAUCAGCGGAUGAGGUAUGCUUGCUUUCAUAUCCUGGUCUUCUCCUCAACGAGGGGCAGGCCUGGUUUUGUUUAUACUGAUCGGGAAGGCUGUGAGAUUAAUCCAGAGCAUUAACUGUAUCACUGUGUAUUGUAAUGAAUUCUUUUCAGCUUUGGUGCUGGCUGCAGUCAAGCUGGCCAUGUUUCACACAAUAUCAAGCAUUAUAGAGAAGAUGGGAAUUUUCUUCUUUGUGUAGCUCUUUUAACACACUCUUUAUUUUACUACAGAAAUUAUUUUAGAGUUUUUGUAUAGACUUUAGUAGUCUGUUUCUAAAAUGAAAUGUAUUUCAAUAAGCUGUGUAAUUUUUUCAGUGUAGCUAAACCCAUGUUGUAAAAUAGAUAAAUUUUUUAUAAUCAUCAAAAUGUGAUUCUUAAAGAUGCAUAUAAUAACUUCUAUUUCAAAUUUAUUCUUAACAUCCGUACAACUCAAAGGUGCUUCUGAGACUGGGUGAAGGUCACCAGACCAGGUUACUACAAAAGUAAGGUUCAUAAGUACUCAGUAACUUGAAAAUCUUUGCUGGGCAUUCAGUCCAUCAGACUCACUGACAUGCUCCAUUCUUGGUGUCUGUCCCUUUGAGCUCCUCUAUGGAGUCAGUGAGGUGGUGUGCUGGAAUAGGGUCACCAAAAGCUUACCUGGUUUGAAAACCUGAGUAACGUUGUGAAUAGCUUCAGAAGGAAGUGGCGGAGGUUUCCUUUUGAUCACGCCUGUUUCUCACUUCUCUUAGGAUCUGUGUCAUGCUCAGCUGUUAGGGGAAGAUAAAGUGAAAUCUUAUUUUGAGGUUGCUGUGUUUUCCAAGAGUUGUUAGGAGAAGCUAAAAUGGUGAACUGAAAUCACAAACGUAAUUGCUGAUAGUAGCUGAGAAGACAAAUUGGCUUUUUAAAUUUUAAAAUGUCUGCAGUCUCUAAAAUGUGGGUGUCCAGAGCUGACUCCAUCUGCCGUUUCAGCUGUAGGAAACCCCCAGUAUUGCUGGCCAUUCUCUGCAGAUAGGUGUGGUAGCAACAUCCUAGCUGAGGAAGGAGCAACACCCCUGCCUCUGCCUCUGGGCAACUCACUCGGUCAAGAAUUGGGGAACUUCCAGAGUAUGGUCACCCUGGAAUGUAUUCUACGGAAGGCUCAAGAGAAGCGCUGACAUAGUGGUUUCAGUUAGCUGGCAAAUGUGGGCAGCGGAGCUACAUUUCAUACUUCUUCACCGUAGAGACUGAGUUCCUUCUACUCCUCUCCUUUUUAAGAAUCUCAGAAUUCCCUCAUCUCUCUCUUUCCCCAGGCUCUUAAAUCAAAACCUUAGCUGUUACUUAUUUAUCUUUGGUAUUAAAUGUGCAGAUAUGUGUCGUGCACUUUUUUUUCUGGCCACUUAACUCUGCAGUGGGAACACAUGGACUCUGGAUUGAGGUUAGGUUCUACUUUUAAGUAUCACACUCUACAUUAGUUUUUUUGGUUUAGUAGUUCUAGACUUACUCUAGUUUUACCAUUGUCUUCUAUAAUGUGUAGGAACAAUUGUGUGCUGAGGCAGAAAAGUAUCUCAGGACACACAUUUCCUCCAGUUCAAGGUGUAAAUUUUAAUGGAUGGUAGUUUUAAUAUUUGCAUACAUUCUUGCAGCCCCCACAUACUCAAGCCAAAUAAGGAAUCCAGUUCCUAGUUUCUGUUUUUGGCUUUAGAGGCUCUCUGCUCACCUCCAUCAUCUCCAUUGUAUCCCACGGGCAGUCUGCAAAUCUACACUUUCAUGCAGACAAACCAAUAUUUCAUGGUUGAGCCUACAAUAUUAAAAUAUUUUUUGUCAGAAGGUAUAAACUGUAGCUUAAUUAAUUGGUCAUAUCUUAUUUUGUACUAAAUAAUUUUACAAUAUUGGGCAGAGAUUCUGGAUUCUAGACUUGAGGCUGUUGAAUCAACCAUUUUAUGGUUGGUUGUACUACAAAUACUCAUUGAAAAAUUCAGGUAGUCCGUUCCGAUUUUUUUUUUAUUCAAAUGACUAUAGCCAUAAGAAACUGUCUGCUACAUAGGGAAUCCAGUAGUAGCUCAAUAACCACCACAAUCCUUAACAGAAGCAGGAAAAAAGGAAUUUUAAAAAAAUGAAUUAGCACUGUCACACUGUAAUGUAUUGUGGAACAAUCUAGAAAUGCCAAUUUUUUUAUUUUUAUUUUUUUGCUGGAUAAGUAUAUCUUCCCUGACUUGGGAUUUGUAAGAACCCUGCUCUAAAAAGUGAAUCUCCUCAUUGUCAUGUGUGAAUAACGAGCAUAUGAAUAAUGAAUCCACACAGAAAUGCUUUUGAGUGCAGGAACACAGGGUUGAGCCUUAAACAUGCAGGUGCAUUGGGCUUAGCGUGCUGAAGACUCAGACUCAGGGUUGAAGUGUGCUUGGGGUCCACUACUAAGAUAAAGCUGCGUUGUGUGGUGUGUUCUCCCACGAGUUCUGCAGAACCUGUUCAGUUCUUGUUAUCUGUUACGAAAAAAGGCGGUAGAGGAGUUUGAGUUCUAGGCCCAUAUCUAUACUUUGGUCUUGUAAAGACAUAGGCCACAUUUCAGAAUAACAGAUAUUAAAUUGAGGCUUUCUCAUUGUCAUUUUAUGCUAUCUUCAAAGGCCUGUAUCAUUACUAGGGUUACUUUAUCUUCAAAUGGUUUUUAUUGUUGCAAGGAUUACUUAUUUACUUAUACGUAGACCAGGCUAGCUUCAAACUCACAGUCUGAGGACUGACUGGGUCUAAAGGAGUGAACCACAACAGCCAACACCCAAUAUCUUUUUGUUGUUGUCUUUUUUUCUUUUCUUUUUUUGAGACAUGGUCUCACUAAAUACCUAAGUUGGCCUUGAACUCCCUUGAGGACCAUGGUAGCCUCAAACCAAUGACUCCCCCCCACCUUGGUUUCCCAAGUGCUGGGAUUACGAAUGCCUGCUUCACCCUUCCUGGCUUCCACAAGGACAUUUUUGAGUUGGCGUUACAUUUUUAGAGGUUGGGUUAUGCAUCUUUUGUUCUUUUCUCAUAGAUUUGUCAUUUGGAUGCAAACUUUUUUAGCCUAAUGAAAGACUGUUGCUCUCAAAUUGAAUCAGGUAGGCUCAUACUGGGUUAGAUUUUUAAAACUUAAUGAAAAGAAGAUGAACCAUUAAAGGCAUGUGGCUUCAUUUUUAGAUAUUAUUUUUUGCUUGAUUCUUAUUUUUAGCAAAUGGUGAAGUCUCCACAUAAAACUUUAAUAAAGUUCAAAGACAACCUUGAAAAUCAUUUUCAUGUACUGUCUUAGUAACCCUCUGACCAGUCCUUCAGCGUGGGCCCUUCUGGAGUUGUCCUGUCUAAGAACCUUGUCUAUUGGAAGCGUCCUUCUGAGCUUGACCCCCCUGCCACUGCUAACAAGAGGCAAACUCUCUGAAGCUUUGAAUAUUUAACUUCUUAAAAUUUGUUUCAGUUUUUAUUAUUGUUGAAUGGAUAUGUGUUUAGUUUUGUUUUUAUCUGACUGGAAGAUUUAAAGCAUAAGACUAUGAAGCAGAGAACUCUAGUGCAUGGAGUGAGAGAGAUCCACAUACACACACACAUGAUAUGUAUGUGCACAUACGUAUAUAUGUACAGAUAUGUAUAUGGAUUUCUCCCCUCUUGGAGAUUUUGGUUAGGAAAACACACUAUGGUAGGUGAGUUUUUGUGUUAAAGAGAAAAACUAAAAUUUGCAUUAAAAGAACCCUAUUUUAGUUAAAGGGACCCUCUGUUUAAGCUACUGUAUGGAAAUGCCACUUUUGUUACUUUGAAUGGUCCGCAUGAUAUGGAUUUUGACGCUGUUCUAGACUGUAUGUGGAACCCAUCAUGAAAAGGUUGUGUUAGAUCUAACCAUUUUAGCAACUUAAAAAAUCAGCUGUGAUUCUUAAAACUCUAAGGCUGAGCAAAGAAUUAUCAGGUUUUAAGUUUUUUUUCUUAGUUUAAGUUAGAAAAUUUCCCCGAAGUUCUCUCUCUCCAUCCUUUUUUCUCUUUUUCAGGAAUAAAAGGUCAUUAGCCAUUAGAAAUGGUGGCAUUUGUUAUGCAAUAGCAACUCACUAGCUAGUCCGCUCCUGUCAUCUGUAGCACUCAUGAGAAGUAAUGCUGACCUUCUAACCCUGGAACUACCUCGAUAAAGCAACCCAGAGAUCCUCGCACACACUUUCUAUGGAAGCCAUAAAUGCGUCAAUAUGUCCACCUUCACAGUUCUAUACUUUUAUACUCGACAGACUUUUUUUAUGGACUUAGAUCAGACCUUUUCGUCUUAGAGAAUAGCUUUUGCAAGACUCCAAGGAAAAUCAAAUUCCCUAAAUGUCCCAACUUUGAAGUCUAGCUUUGGUAAAUUUGUUUAAAGAACCAGAUGUCAUGUCAUUCAAGAAAAAAAAAUCAUAUGUUUAAAUUAAAACUGCUUUGCAGACCUACGUAUUGUGAAAACAAAUUCCUUUUUCUUGUUCCCUAAGUCGAGGCCGUGUUGUGAGAGGGGGGCCCCCCCCCCCCCCCCCCCCCCCCCCGUUAACUCAGUGUUCCUGGUUGAUUCGUGCAUAGUGACAGUUUUCCUGGAGUUGUUUCUGUUACUGUAGCACAGGCGCAGUACCUGUUUGUCUGAUCGGUCAUUCUGCUGUCUGUGCAGCUUUAGUCUCCAUCACUCUGCUCUCGAGUGCCUUCAAAAAGCCCAUGUCCUGGAAUCUUCUUUCCCUGGUCUGGAUCCUACCUCUGAUUGUUUCAUUCUCCGUGAGUGUUGGAAUUCACCCCUAUUCCAAAGGGCUUACUCACAAACUUGCUAAAAUCUGGCUGAGGAUUGUAAACACAGCUGUGCUCUGUUCCCCAUGUCACUGCUGAGUCCCCGUUUGUAGCUCCUCUUUGUAUCUUACUCCCCGCAUACAACACCUCCAGUACUAGAGCCCUUCUGUCCUCUGCCCUCUUUCCCUUUCUCUCACCACAGGCUGCUGUGUGUCAGCCAGUGUGUCUCUGGGCUAUCUUUUUCUCAGCUCAAGUCUUCCUGGAUGCCUACCCUCUGGAACUAAAGGAAUAGCGAAUGCUGCUGUUGCUACACAUCCUCUCUUUCAUAAAUGCUUUACAGGGUUCCUCCUGUGAUCUUAGUUUAGUCAUAGGAACUUAAAAGUGCCCAGGGUUUAACAAGAGUCCUUUUUGUUUUUGUUUGUUUGCUUUUGGAUUGGCCGAUCUCAUCCAGCCACCUGUCCCCUUGCAAACCCCAGUUUAUUUUCUUUUCUAUUUGUCCUCUUAUAAGUCAUUUAAAAGUGUUAUUGGUGUAUAAUAUAUGAAAGAUGUAAUAAAAAGGAAACUGAAGUGUGUUCUGUGUGUAGUAAUGUGCACUUCCUUGCUAAAAAUUACUUUAGCAACUGACUGGUCUUUGACAUCCCAGAUUAAAGCUUGUGCUAUGUCAUGGGUUGAUUGUCCCCUCCUAAAGUGGAAAUGGAUGAACUCUUUCAGUGAGGAAAUUGGAUUUUUUUUUAUAGGUAAAUAAACACUAAUGAAUAUUUUGACCUUAGUCAAAAUCUUUGCUUUCUGACUUACAAUCUCUUGCCUCUUUCCUGAAAGUUAUUAGUACUGAGGCAUCCAGGAUGGGUAGCUUCUGGAGUAGGAAUCCCAUAGGGCAGCUGUUGAUAAAUUUUUAAGAUUUUUUGUCUGGGAACAUACAGGAUGUUAAUUGGUGGGACAGUACCAAAUUGUGAGAAUUGGUUUGAUAAUACAGAAGACAAGACAUUUGAAUGUUUCACUGCUGUUUAGAAUGAGAGCAGUAUGCAGGCCAUAAGAGGUAGGCUCUGUGCUGUGGAAAUCAUUGACCUAUCCCUGGAUGCCUACAAGUACCCGCUUUGAAACUCUCCAGAGAACCCCGGCAUUCAGAUAGUGCAGAGACAUACUUACAUCACUAGGAGGAACUUCAGCCUUUGAAAAGGCUGGCUGCUUGUUUUGGGAGUGUAUUUAUUAGGGUACCUUUGGUCAUGUAUCAAAGGACAUUCUUUCCCCUCAGAGGUGUUUCUGUGGCUUAACUCCAGGUUACCUUCAUCCUAUUUGAGCUCCUCUGAGACCAGGAAUGUGACAGAUUACUUGAAAAUGAUUUUUAUAGGAAAUGGAGAUGCUCAAAAAGGUCUGGAAGCUGGGUUUUGCUUACCAUCAAAAGGAAAUCUGAUGCUUGUGUUGGCUAGUUUCAGUGGAGUCAAGAGAAGGGAGCGGCUUGUUUCUGCACACAGCCUCUCCAGUCUUCCUUGCAAGUGAAGGGGGCCGUGGAGCCAGAAGCAGAAGGGUCUCGCUCACACCCUGCAUAGGAUCUGAGACUUCUUGGCAGCAUUGGAAGGUGUCUUUCCAUACAUGAUUGAUCACUUGAGUUAAGUCAAAAAGAAAGAAACAGUGUAGUGUGGUGUGUUUACUUCUCAAGUUAUAUCAUCAGAUACGUGGCCUCAGAAAAUCAAAUGAAUUAUUUUCCACAAGUUUGAAUAUGAGUAAUUUUUUCAUUUCUUGAGCUGAUUCUAUUCCAUCUGUGGCAGUACUUGUUUUGACCACAAAGGGGCAGUAAAGUACUUCUCAACUUCUGGGAUAUCCCUUGGCUCACUGAUUGGAUUUGACUAAAGCAUUCUCACAUAUCACUAACUUCAAUGGAUGCUCAGGCCUCGUGAUGGGAGCAGAGAUUCCUGGGUCUGAGGUUCGUGUGGGUCAGCAGCAUAAUCAUCCAGCCUUUGUGAAUGUUGGUGACAUGAGAUUGAAAGCUAGGCCCUCAUCAUGAAGGAGCCUGUGCUUACUAAAGGCAGAGCUAAAAGGCGGCCCUCUUCCCUAUCUCCUCCCUGCGUCAGCACAUCUGUGACAGCCGUGGGGUCCUCUGUAGGACGUGUAAGCACAUGUGCUCUCCCCUCCGUCUGCUCCAAGCUGGUGCCUUGUCAUGGGGAGGUCUCCCACAGCAGGCACCCCCAUCAGGACAGAUUUUGGCCCAGCCCUCUCCAUCAGUUCCUUGUCUUUGGGCCCCCUGGUCUUCAUCAGCUCUCUGGGAGUUUUGACUGCUCAGAUGAAUAGUUGGUUAUCACCAGAGGAAACACCAGCCUGUGGGCAUUUACCCUGUAGGAUCAGGAAGCGCUUACCUGCGAAAGGGCGUCCCUCACUGCUUCCUCCCUGGUCCCUUUUCCCCAGAAAGACCCAAGGACCCAAUCAGUGCCAGAAGUAGAGUGGGGGUCCUUGUCAUCCCAGCACUAGACAGAAGCAGAACGGAAGCAGGUGGUAGGCAGAUGGCUUUCCCCAUAAUGCUGAGGUUACUUGUACUUUCUCAUUUCUUAAAAGGAAGUCCAGUUUGCUUGCCAGGAAUCCUUAGCCUUAGGUUUACAAAGCUUGCUGUUGAAUGUUUGUCCAAAGGAGUGUGAGAAGAGAGAAGCUGCUUGGUUCCAGUCCUGCCUGCAAGGUCAGAAGGUUGACUGUCUAGAAUUCGACAAUGUCUCCCUCUUGUCUCUGCAGAGGUUAAGACAGGUUGAGACUAAGUGAGGAAAAGUGUCUGUCAUGCUGUAAAGAAGCCUUCAGGGGGAGUGUGGGGGUGACAGGUGGGUGGGACAGGAUCUCUUGAGAUGGGAAGGAUGGGAGAGGAGGGCUUCUUGGCCCAGGGAGCUGCGUGGUGGGCUCUGAACUGGCCCACAAUUCCUGGCUUCCCUGACUCAUCUUUUUCCCAGCAUCCUGUCAGAUCUCCUGGUGUGGUAAUUUGCUUCUUGUGUUAAGUAUACCAAUAUUAUUUUUUUAGCAAUUGAAAUGCACUUUUUUAUUUCAACUCAAUCAUGAUUUUAAGUAUAAAAAUUUAUAGAUUGUUAAAACUACUUUUUUGUGUAUUUUUAACCACUCGAUGUAGCAUUGUAUAUUUUAUUCUUAUUAAGACUCUGGUACAAGGUGUGCCAUUUAAUGAUUUUUUUUUCCCCAACAUGCUGGGCCUUUGGAUGUGUACGGUAACCAACUUCAUGCUAAUGUUCAAAGUAAAAAAAGAAGAAAACGCA
Messenger RNA from Cricetulus griseus (Chinese hamster), 10802 nucleotides. The record is from RefSeq and is a predicted model, not a curated record. Lineage: Eukaryota; Metazoa; Chordata; Mammalia; Rodentia; Cricetidae.